CAGUGAGAAACGGAGGAAUCGACACACUGAACAGUGAGAAACGGAGGAAUCGACACACUGAACAGUGAGAAACGACACAUUUCGAGCGGAGAAAUUGAUUUCAGAACUGCGCAGUGAUGAAGAUUCUGCUUUUCCUCGUGUUUGGGGUUCAUCUUGCAGCAGCAGUCACACACACUCUGCAGGUCUUCUACACUGGAGUCACACCAGGAAUAAAUUUCCCAGAAUUCACUGCUCUCAGUCAGCUGGAUGGAGUGCAGUAUGAGUACUACGACAGCAAGAUCAGAAAGAAGAUCCCAAAGACGGAGUGGAUAAAGAAGAUCGACGCUGAUGAUCCACAUUACUGGAACACAUACACACAGGUGCUGCAGGAAAAUGAGGAGAUCUUCAAAUUCAAUGUGGAUACACUGAUGCAGCGCUUUAAUCACACUACAGGAGUUCACACAGUGCAGGUGAUGUACGGCUGUGAGCGUGACUAUGAUGGCACCAUUAAAGGAUAUAGUCAGUACGGUUAUGAUGGAGAAGAUUAUCUCAGUUUUGAUCUGAGAACUCUCACCUGGAUCGCUCCGACACCUCAAGCUCUGAUCACCAAGAACAAGUGGGAAAAUUAUCCUGGUUAUAAUAUACAGUGGAAGAACUACCUGGAGAAAGAGUGUAUUGAGUGGAUAAACAGACACCUGUCUUACGGCAAAGAGACUCUGGAGAGGAAAGUUCGUCCUACAGCGUCAGUGUUCCAGAAACACUCGUCUUCUCCAGAGGUGGUGUGUCAUGCUACAGGUUUCUUCCCCAAAACAGUGAAUAUCACCUGGCAGAAGGACGGAGAGGACGUGCAUGAGGACGUGGAGCUCAGAGAGACGUUACCCAACCAGGAUGGAAGCUUCCAGAAGAGAAGCAUUCUGACAGUCUCAGCUGAGGAUCUGCAGAAACACACCUACACCUGCGUGAUUCAGCACAGCAGCUUGGAGAAGGAGAUAGUGCUGCCUGUGAGCGAGCGCCAAAUCCUGAAUCCUGAACUAGGAUCAGAUGGAGGAUCAGAUGGAGGAUCAGGUGGAGGAUCAGAUGGAGGAUCAGGUGGAGGAUCAGAUGGAGGAUCAGGUGGAGGAUCAGCGUCACUAUUCCAGGAAGAAGCCGCCUCUCCAGAGGUGGUGUGUCAUGCUACAGGUUUCUUCCCCAAAACAGUGAUGAUCACCUGGCAGGACGGAGAGGACGUGCAUGAGGACGUGGAUCUCAGAAAGACGUUACCCAACCAGGAUGGAAGCUUCCAGAAGAGAAUCAUUCUGACAGUCUCAGCUGAGGAUCUGCAGAAACACACCUACACCUGCGUGAUUCAGCACAGCAGCUUGGGGAAGGAGAUAGUGCUGCCUGUGAGCGAGCGCCGAAUCCUGAAUCCUGAACUAGGAUCAGAUGGAGGAUCAGAUGGAGGAUCAGGUGGAGCUCCGAUUAGUAUCAUCGUUGCUGUAGUUGUGGCUCUCGUUGCUCUCGUUGUCAUUGUUGGAACUGUGGUCAGGAAGAACAACAACUCUGGCUUCUCGUCUGUUCCACCAACCUCCACGACCUGGUAAAGGAAGAGAGGAAGAUGAGGACCACACACACACACACACACACAUUAUUUCAGUGGGUAAUCCAACCUUAUUUUCUCCCGAAUUUAGUCAUGGCCAAUUCCCACCUAUCAGGUAUCUCCUCUAUCACAUGACUGCUACCAGCCAGGGAGGGUGAAGGCUAUCACAUGCUUCCUCCGAGGCAUCUUUUCAAACCACAUGCUUCUGAACUGCAGCGCCUGCACUGUCAGGGGGGCGGCAUAACCCUCUCUGAGGAAAGUGUACAGUAGAAUAGAGGCAUUUUUCUUGAAAUCCUUCCAAACAACUUGUGGUGAUGUAGGUAACUUCGGAUUGUAGUUUUGGAGACUUUCUGACCCCAAGACACAACUAACUUCUGCAGUUCUCCAGCUGAGAUCCUUGGAGAUGUUUUAUCCACUCGAACCGUCCUCUUCACAGUGCGUUGAGACGAUAUAGACACACGUCCAAUUCCAGGUCGAUUCAUAACAUUUCCAUUUGACUGGAACUUCUUAAUUAUUGCCCUGAUGGUGAAAUGGGCAUUUUCAAUGCUUGUGCUAUUUUCUUAUAGACACUUUCCAUUGUGUGAAGCUCAACAACCUUUUGCUGCACAUCACAGCUAUAUUCCUCGCUCUUACCCAUUGUUAUGAAUGACUAAGGGAAUUCUUGAACAAUUUCCUGUUCCUAGUCACCCAGGUGUACUAAAAAAGUGUAAAACAUCAAUGGGAAUAUACUUCAAAUAUAUUUUUCUCAUAUGAAUUCAUAGGGGUGCCAAUAAUAGUUGCACACCUAUAUUUUACAAUUGUUUUUAUAAACCUAUAUUUUGUUUGCAAUUGUUUGAUAUGCAUGAGAGCAGAGAAUUGUUGUGAAUGUUCAAAAAGUUAAACAAUAAAGAAUUUUUCACAGCC
Messenger RNA from Ictalurus furcatus (blue catfish), 2458 nucleotides. RefSeq names its product BOLA class I histocompatibility antigen, alpha chain BL3-7. Gene Ontology annotation, cellular component: external side of plasma membrane. The record is from RefSeq and is a predicted model, not a curated record. The transcript has 9 exons. Gene Ontology annotation, biological process: immune response. Lineage: Eukaryota; Metazoa; Chordata; Actinopteri; Siluriformes; Ictaluridae. The coding region runs from base 117 to 1559 and encodes 480 amino acids.